AAAUUUAUUCGAUUUUGAAGUGAACAGUUUUUCUGUUUCUUUGGAUUUAGAAUCGAUUCGAGGGACACGCAAUCAAGAUUUGGAACACUAACACCAAGGUAGACAACCUAUAAAUAUUCGAUAGAUCUCAGAGAUUUGUGUGAAAUUAUGCCUUUGGUUUCAAAGUAAGUCUGCUAAAUUUAGUGAUUUUGGAUGGUGGAUUAAUUUUUUUGGGCUACGUGUUUUUGGCAUGGGAUUGCCAUCCUUGUAUCUUUGGUUUUGGUGAAUUGAGGCAAGACUAUAGUUUCUUUUGGUCAUGCACAUCAAGUGCUCGAUCAAAUGCCUGUGUGGGGUUUAUGGAUUUUCAUGACAUACGGGGUUGUGACACAGUUUUUACAACACAAGUAUGGGGUGUUCUGUGAGGGUGAGAUGUCACAUGCUUUACAAUUGGAGGAUCUUUGGUAUUGUAUCAAAAUUCAGAUUUUUGUUAGCAAGGACAGCAGUAAAGAAGUAGGAAGGGGCAGCAUCACUAUGUAAGACUAAUUAUGCACAAGAACAAUACCAGGUUCACCCUCCACUUAAGGUUUAUUGCAUUUUUAUGUAUUGUUAUGUGCUGAAAUGGGAGACUACUUGUUCAUAAAAUGUAGCAGAUGAAUGCUCCAUCAGAAAUUGUUCUCUGGUAUCGGCCUUGACAGUUUUUGUUUUGAUGGUUGGGACACUUUGCUUUGUUUUGAGGUGUGAAUUUUACUUGUAUUAUGAAUUUAGGUACCUUUUGUACUUAUUUAAUAAAAUUAUUGAAUUACUAAAAAAAACAUAAUCCACAGGUGUCUUAAUAUUUAAGAAUAUAAGCUUUCAUAUUGUAUUAGAGGCACUAGGUUUUGUACAUUAAAAUGGGUGAAGAAGGGGGUUUGUGAAAAAGAACAAAGAGAGUGUUGUAUUAGAUAACUGUCAUCAAACAAACUAGGAAAUAGUUUAAUUAUUUUGAUACUAAUUAUCUUUAUCCUCAGAGAUCGAACCAAGGUUGAAUUCCAAGGUCUUGCUCACGGUUGAACCUUUGGCCUAGGCCUAGCUGGAAAUUACAGUUCUUAGUGCUCAGCACCCUUGACCUAGGUUGACAAUCUACUGGGAAUAUAAGUUGACACCACACCAUUGAAGCCCAACCUCAUGGCUAAACUAGGGAUGGCAUUAUGGCAAUAGGAUGAGGCAGUGGCUAAUACCUGCACCCUCCAAGGUAGGAUUGCAAACGAGACAAACCAUUGACGAGAAUAGAGCUCGAUGCUUACUUGAACUUAUGUAACUUUUUGAGUCAAACAUCAAGUUUGGUGAUGUUCGGCUCCAAAGUACCCAAGCUGAUUCAAGUAUAUAUACAUAUUAAUGUGAAAAUAAUUACUAUAUUAUAUU
This is a messenger RNA of Rubroshorea leprosula, 1380 nucleotides long. NCBI's taxonomy places the organism in Eukaryota, Viridiplantae, Streptophyta, Magnoliopsida, Malvales, Dipterocarpaceae. The record is from the annotation of a GenBank genome assembly.